CAGCGCUCUGCCGUAAAGUUUGCGCGCUCGUGUUGGGGCGAAGCCAUUCCACACCGCUGUCGGAGCUGGCGGGCCUGGCGCCAGAGGGCGCGAGUCUAGCCGCCAUAGUAUCAUCGGAUCCGUGCUUCGUGGCGGACGCGGACGGCAUUCGCGCGAAUUCGUCGGCAAUCCUGCAAUUCGGCCGCUCAAGCACGUAUGCCUUAAUCGACGAGGCAUACCCAGUGUCUGACGGUGUGUCGUAUCUCAAGAACGCUCUCGCUAAGUUUGCUGUCUCUGAGGCGGAGGCCUUGGGCAGUGAUGCUCCUCCAAGCUCACUUUUCGUUUUAAGCGUCGGCUCAGCAGACACCUGGCUUGACGCCUCGUGGACCAGCGACCACCCCUGGCGGGGCAGCUCCAACCCCGCGUACGAGGGCGCCCAUGCGCUGCUGGCAGGCGACAGCCUGUGGUCGGUCACUCCGGGGGUGUCGGUCAAGUUCAACCUGGGGGCGCUGCUGACCCGCGCCAGCAUGGUGCAGCCGCCGCAGCCGCAGCACAGGGGCGCAGUGGCGGACGGCGGUGACCCGCAGUCUGCAGCGGCUCCAGGCACCCAGUCGUGGGGUGAUGCUGCGGCCGCAGGGGGUGGCGCGCACGAGACUGCGGCUCGCAGUGCGGAGGCGGUGGGGCUGCGUGCGGGCCCGGGUUUGGGCAUGGACUUGGGGCUGGGCCUGGGUCUGGGCAUGCGUUGGCCGUACGACAGCGGCGGCGCCGGUGCAGGCGGCGGCAGCGGGGACCCACUGGAUGACUCCAUGGGUGAGAUGGCGGCGCAUGUGGCAGCCGUGGCGCUGGACGAUGAGGCCGCGGCGCCGCAGCACACCGGCCAGUCUGCGGUGCACCGGCCCGGGUCGGCGGCCGCGACCGAGGAGCGGCAGCUGGGCGGCGGCUUGUUCGGUGGCGUUGGCCGGGGGUGGGAGCUGUUCCCCUCGGGCGGUGGUGGCCAUGGGACCCAACAGGGUGGCCAAGCCGGAGCAGUCGGCAGCGCGGGCCUUGGCACACCGCAAGCUGGCGAUGAGGCCAAGGGUGGUGUGGGUGAGGCCGGCCUGAGUGGCGGCGGUAACAUGUCGUUGUUGGACGAGCUGUACACCACUUUUGCCAGCAGCGGCGUGGGCAGCGCGGGACACGGCCAGCCGGCCGGGGCAGCGCUCGGCUCCCGCGGCGGUGCUCUGGAUGGCGGACAAUGGAACGGCGGCGGCUGGGACCGGCCGCAGCACCAGCAGCACCAGCAGUCAGGCGAGGGCGUAAUGGGUGGCGUGGCCCUGGACCCCUACGACCCCCGCCUGCCGGCCUCGCUGCUGCUGGGCCUGCACAUGAACCGCGGCGGCGAAGGCAACCGGGAUGCGGGGCAGGGCCGGAUGCAGGGCGUGGGCAUGGGCGCAGGCGGCCCGCAGGCCAUGCCCAACCUGGGGAUUCCGCCGCUCGGCCAGCAGGCAGGCCACCUGACGGGCCUGUCCAGUCAGCAGCAGCAACAACUGCAGCAGCACUACCAACAGCAGCUACAGCUACAGCAGCAGCAGCAGCAGUGGCGCGACCCGGCCAUCCUGGCGGCGGUGUCAUCCAACAAGCCACCGACCGGCCGGGGCAUGGGCGGCGAGAUGCGCGGGGUGGUGCCCUUCCAGCCGCCCCUGCCGCCGCCCGUGUCGCUGACGCGCGGUGCACUGGCUCUUGCCAGCGCCGGGCCGCCCGCGGCGCUGCCCGCCGCCAAUCUGCAUGGCUUCGACGUCGCGGCGGCUGCUGCAGCAGCUGCGGGCCGGGGCCUUGUGGGCGCCCAGCCCUCUGCGGCGGGCAUGGUGCCAGUCAGUGGCAUGCAGCAACAGCAGCAGCAGCAGGCCCAGCAGCUGGGCUCUGCAGCCGCCUCCCUCCUGGACGCCAACGGGUCGCUCUCUGCGGCCGCCGUGUCGACUGCCGUCCACCGCGUGUGGUCUCAGGACAAUCCCCAGAACGUCGUGUGCCGCAUCGCCGCCAUGCUGCUGGCGCUGGCUGAGCCGGACGCCAACACGCCGGCGGGCGAGUCGCCGCACCGCAUGCCGCUGGACCUGCUGAUGCUGGCGGUGCGGCGGCAGGACCCCGUGGCCUGCAACAGAGCGGGCAACCUGCUGGCGGCUCUGGAGCAGGACCCGGCUGACUGUAUCCGGCUGGUGGAGGGCGGCGAGGCGCGUGAGGGGCUGGGCAGCGAGCCGGGCGAGGAGGCCGAGAUGGCGAUGCUCAACCUGGAGCGACUGGCGGCGCUGUCGGGCAUGAGCACCCAGCAGCCGCAACAGGAGCAGCAGUCGCGGUUGCAAGAGGCCCAGAUGCAGCAGCAGCAGCUGCAGCAGCGCCUGCUGCGGCAGCCCUCACUGGGUGCCGCCAGCACCGCCUCAAGCUCGGCGACGGCUCAGCAGGCGGCGGCUCAGCAGCAGCAGCAGCAGCACCAACAGCAGCAACAGCAGCAGCAGCUGGCGGCUUCCAGUUUGUGGCUGCACCAGACAACCUCAACUGCGUCCGCCGCCGCCGCUGCAGUGGCGAGUUCUGACCCGUCGCGUUGGCCCCAGCAGCAGCCGCGCCCGGGGCAGCUAGGUACGGGUGGAGGCAGCUUCUCCUUGUCUUCGCCCACCAUGCAGCAGCAACAACAGCAGCAGAACGUGCUGUCUGCCGGUCAAUUGCAGCCCGGUAUGACACAUGCUUCCGCCAUGGCGACAGGCCAGCAGGGCAACAACCCGCAGCAGGCCCUCCUGAUACAACUGCUGCAGCAGCAACAGCAGCAACAGCAGCAACAGCAGCAACAGCAGCAGCAACAGCAGCAGCAACAGCAGCAACAACAACACCAGCAACAGCAGCAGGCCCAAGCUCAGGCGCAGGCACAUGCGCAGCAGCAGGCGCUACAGCAGCAGCUGCAGCUGGUGCAGGCGCAGGCGCAGGCCGCCGCCCUGGCGUCGCCGCUGUCUGGGGUGCCCACCCUGGGCACUGCGCCGACGACCAGCGCCGCCGACCGCGCCGUGCUGCUGCAGCUGCUGCAGGCCCAGCACAACGCGCAGCUGCAACAACAGCAACAGCAGCAGGCCCAGCUGCAGCAGCUGCAGCAGGCGCGGGAGCUGCAGCUGAUGCUGCAGCGCCAGACGGCGGCGGCGGCGCAGCAGCAGCACCUCAUGCAGAAGCAGCAGCUGCAGCAGCUGAUGCUAAUGCGCCAACAGCAGCAACAGCAACAGGCGGCGCAGCUGGCUCAGGCGCAGGCUCAGGCGCAGGCUGCGGCCAUGCCCCGCAUGCCCGUCAUGUCGAUGCCCGUGCCGCCGCCCUCGCAGACUGCGGCGCUGGCCUCCCUGCUGCAGCAGUACAGCAACUACAGCGCCGGCCAGGCAGCAGCAGCUGCCGCGGCGCGCCUUGCCGCCGCGAACAACCCGGCCACCACCGGGGGCACAGGGGUCAACCCGCUCCUUGCGGCUGCGCUGGCGGCCCCUGCGGGUGUCACGGCGGUCGCACCCGGCGCAGGCGCCCCCGCCGGCGCCCAGGCCAGUGCCCAUGGUGCCGGCGGCUCCACGGCUCUGUCCCUGGCCGCCCUGUCCACUGUGGGCGGCCUGCCCACCAGUGCCGGCCCCGUGGCUCAGUCCACCAGUCAUGCCAAUGUGGCCGCCUGGCUGGCCACCAACCACAGCACAACGGGCACCACCGCGCAGCUGGGCGCAGGCGUGGGUGCGGCGGCCGGUGGCGGUGGCGGUGGCGGCGAGGCUGCGGACGCGGCGGCGCUGGAGCAGCAGCAGCUGCUGGCGGCUGCGGCGGCCCUGCGCGAGGCCGACCCGCAGUCGGGGGCGCUGCAGCAGCAGCUGCUGGAGCUGCUCACCAAGCGCCUGCAGCAGAUUGAGGACAAGAAGCCCAAGCCACCGACUGGCGAGGAGGUCAGCGCCAUGGCGGUGCCGGCCGAGGCGCCUCAGCCGCCUGCAAACGGCGGAGACAGUGAUACUCUGGCAACACAGGACCUGGAUGCCGAGGCCAGGCGGGCUGAGGCUGAGCUGGCCGCGCCCGCGGCCGAGGGCUCCGCAAGCGCCCUCAUCAGCCGCCUGGUGACCGGCGGUGCCACAGCGGCGGCCCCAACCACCACCGCAGCCGACACCGGCGCGGCGGCGACUGAGGCGGCAGCGGUCGAGGAGGGCGAGGGCGAUACCGCUGCAAUCACCUCCCCGACUGCCAACGGCGACGUGGCCGACAGCGCCGCCUCGGGCUCUGCGGGCAUGUCGCUGCCGCUCCAGCUGCUGGCGGCCUCGGCGGCGGCUCGAGGCAGCAGGUUGGGCGCGGGCACGCCUCCGCCCGGCGGCUCGGGCGCCACUUCCACCACCGCCUCCGCCUCGGCCGCUGUGGUGUCGCCGGAGCACCUGCUUCGCGCCUUCCCCGGCCUGGACACGCGCGCCCAGGCUCUGCGAACCAUUGCGCAGGUGCUGCUGCAUAGCCGCCACCCGCAGCUGGGCGCCGCCGCCACCGACCCCGGCCUGCUGCUGCUGGUGCUGCGGCAGAAGGGCAUCCUGGCGCCCGCCGCCGACUCCUCGCUGCUGGCGGCGCUCAACGGGCUGCUGCUCACGGAGCCGCGCUUCUUCCGCCUGGUGCCGUUGGCGGGAGGUGGAGGAGCCGCGGACGGGGCGGCAGCUGGUGCUGGUGCCGGUGCGGUGGUGGCGGUGCAGCUGCGUGUGGACCAGCUGCUGGAGCUGGUGCCGCCCGAGGGCGCGGCGACCGAGGGCGGUGCCGCGGACAUCGCGGGCGCCCAGAGCAGCGGCGGCAAUGCGCAGUUGGCUGGCGGUGCGGCGGAGGCGGUUAUGGCGGCUCAGGUGGCGGAAGCGGCGGCUGCUGGCGCGGCGGCAGUGGCCAAGAUGAUGUACCUGGAGGCGGCCCGCAACAGCGGCUCAGGACUGGCCAAGCCGCCCGGCGCCCAGGCAGGGCAGCCGGACCGGCCGCAGGCGGGCACGGCCGGCAAGGGCGGCGCCGUGGAGGGCGAGCCCAGCAGCGGCAGCGCCGAGGCCGAGGGCGAGGAGGAGGCCAGUGACGAGGCGCAGCUGGCCACACUGAUGCGCCUGCUGGACACAGGCGCCCGGUUGGAGCGGCCGCUGCCAGAGAGCGCCGCGCAGCUGGCAGAGCUCAGCCCGCUGCUGGCAGCGGCGGCGGCAGCAGCCAAGCAGGCGGCGGCGGCUGGCAAUGUGCCCGGCGAGGUGGAGGCGAGCGCGGAGGCAGCGGCUGCUGCUGUUCCUGACGCUGCUCCCACCGCUGCCGAGGACACCGGGGCGUCGGCUGCACCCGUGGAGGAGGUUUGGCCACCCGUGCCGGAGCCUGAGGCGCCCGCGCCUACAGCUGCAGCCGCCCCUGCUACAGCUGCUGCCACGGACGGGCCCGCGCCGUCCGCCUCCUCCUCCGCUGCCGCCGCAUCGGCAGCCGCUGCCGCGGCCGCCGGCUCCUCGCCAACCGCGGCGCACCUGCAGCCGGCGGUGGUCCGCUACAUCAGCGGGCUGGAUGUGGCGGCGGGCGCGGCCGACGAGGUGGCGGCGCUGGCGGCCAUGCGGCAGCACUGCGCCGCCGCCGGCCGUGUGGUGGUGGACUGCGCCGUGGCGGACCUGGAGAUGGAGCCAGCCAUACCCAUUGCCUCAGCCACUUCCACCGCCACGGCAGCGCCCUGCCCCGUGCCCACCCUGGCCGCCAUCGCCGGAGCGGCCGCCGCCCACACCGCCGCACAGGCUGCGGCCCCGGACCCGGACCCGGCUACAGCUGAGGGUGAGGCCGGGGCGGAGGGUGCCGGUGGAGGCGCGGUGGGGUCAGUGGGCUCCACAGCUGCCGCUACCGAGGCCAACGUCGCAGACGCAGGUGUCGAGGCCGCAGCGGCUGUGCCCGAUGGCGCUGAGGUUGCUGAGGCGGCAGGUGGUGAUGGUGCCAUGGCCCGUGAGGACAGCGGCAUGCCCAGCACGGAGGAGGAGCCGGCGCAGGCCAACCAGGGCCAGGCGCAGCACCCCGAGGCUCCGUCCGGACCGGCCGCAUCGGUGCUGCCAGGUGCUGCCGGGGCCGGCGGGCGGGACGUGCCUGUGCUGCUGGCGGUGCUGGCGCCGGCGGCCCAGUGCUGGCCCACUACUCUGUAUGUGCUGGGUGUGGCGGGCUUGGCGCCGGGCAGUGCGGUGCUGGCGGCGGCGGCGGAGUUGCUGGAGGCGGCGGCGGCGGUCAAGGUCAUGUGGAGCGCGCGACAGGUGCUGCCCGCCCUGGCGCCCCUGCUGCUGCCCGGCGCCCGUGCGGCUCCCGUCCAGGACCUGCAGCUGCUGGUGGAACUGGCCACCCGAGGCACGGCCGCCACUGCUGCCACUGCUACUGCCGCCCCUGGUCCCAAUGCUACAGCCCCGUCUGGUGGCGAUGCACCUGCUAUGGUUGCUGUCUCCAAGCGGCCCUGGACCGGCAUGGUGCCUCUGCAGGAGCGGCUGGCGCAGCUGGGGGUGGCGGGCCGCGACCUCGCGUCACUGGCGUCACUGGGCGCAGACGCAUGGGUUGUGCACCCUCUGUCGUGUGUGGUGGAGGCCGCGGCUGCUCGGCAGCUGUGCGCGGUGCUGGAGGUGCGGCGGGCUCUGAGCCAGGAGGAGGGCCUGAUGGACGCCCUGCUGGCGGCCGUGUGCGAGAUGCAGCUGCAGCAGUAGCAAUCAUGGUUAGUUACAGCCGGAACAGCUGGCACACAGGCGCAGGCAGUGGCGAGGCGCCGUUGAGGGAGCCAGCGGCUCACAGCCUCACCGAGUACGUCGGCAUCGAGGUGCGCCGAUGCCCUGUAGGGCUGGGUGGUGCUAGCAUGGGUUGGACCGGCGGAUGGAGCGGACAGAGUGCUGCGUUCGAGGUAGGGGGAGGCCAUUCAUGCACAUACACAUACAAGCGUGGGGCUUAUCAUUGCUGAGUGGGUCGAGCCCACGUACGUGGGCGCCUUAUACAUGCCACUACUAUUACGAAUGCGAUAGAUGUGGUGGAUGGGAGCACUAAAUGGCAGCGUGUCAUUGCUGCGAGUUGAGGUCGCUUUGCCAGAGCAUUUGUGCUUCACGCACACCCAGCUGCUUAGUAAGUGCUGAUCAGAGUGUUUUGAUUAGGGCACACAGGUGCUAUAGCACAGCAGACGCCGCGCGGUGGGCUGAAGCUCAACGCCGAAGGGCGGCCGCGGACGUUUGAACAUUCCCCGCGCAUAGCAGAGAGAGACACGGGGGCAUUGGGCGGCUAUGCGGUAAUUAGUCAUGACAGUGUGCAGCUCGAGUGCACGAUGCAGCAACUGCAUGCGGGCCCCCACAGCGGUAAUGCUAUCCUUGUUCCGUGGUAGCCAGGUUAUUGGAGGGGAGUGGCUGGCGCCGAAGUGGGCUGUGCACGCUGGGUGCGCUUGCAUGGCGAGUGGUGCCAGAGGUGCAGCCGGAACGUUUGCAACGGUGUUGCCAGUUCCGCAAUACGCCAAUACUGGACUGGAGCACGAGGAGUCAAAGUGUGUAAGAAGCCACGAACCCGCACUGACAGCAACCGUGCUGCAGUUCGCUGGGACAACGGCUGCAGACAUAGCCCUGGAGUGCGGGGAAACGCGGGGCCGUGAAGAGAAGCGCCAGGAAGGAAGGAGAAAAGUGCCCGUAUCUGCCAUCUACGCCGUAACAGUUUGCCUCCAAAGGCGGAGGAAAAUGUUGAGUCGUGCGGCCGCGCUUCUACGGAGCGCACCGCCGCACCGUCACUCUGUAAACGCUUUGGCGC
This is a messenger RNA of Chlamydomonas reinhardtii, 7731 nucleotides long. RefSeq lists its product as uncharacterized. Lineage: Eukaryota; Viridiplantae; Chlorophyta; Chlorophyceae; Chlamydomonadales; Chlamydomonadaceae. The coding region runs from base 507 to 6659 and encodes 2050 amino acids. The transcript has 9 exons. The record is from RefSeq and is a predicted model, not a curated record.